Molecule: messenger RNA, 1153 nt
Organism: Cylicocyclus nassatus
Lineage: Eukaryota; Metazoa; Nematoda; Chromadorea; Rhabditida; Strongylidae
Source: the annotation of a GenBank genome assembly
AUGAAUGGAAACCAAAACAAUAAAGAUGACAAUGAUGACAUUUAUAAGUGGUUAUUUACAGUGAUUGACUUCUGCAAUCUGAACGAUGUAAACAGCUGUGGAGAUGGGACGUGUAUCUUCCACAGGACGGGAAAUCGUUGCAAAUGCCCGGAUGGUUGGAUGGGAAGAAGAUGUGCAAGGCCAUGCCAGGAUGUCUAUCUGAGCUGUAAACGAUGGCGAGAAGAAGAGCGAUGCUCAUGGACCAGACCGAUCUCACCAUUUUUCACCGAUAACUGCGCCUAUUCUUGCGGAUUCUGCCGCAGUAAUGGACAAAAGCUUCCCCUAGCCUUGCCGCCAAUACUAGACAACAUUGCCUGGUUUGUUGGCAGAUGGGAAUGCAAAACUACAGCUGGAGAACGAUUCCCUGAGCCACUCAUCGGACCUUAUCGCGAAGUGUUAGACGUUCAAAUUUCCGACGUGCCAAUGUUCGACAGACCGCCAGUGAAUGUCAGCACCAAAGCGAUAAGCCUCGAUGGUAGCGAUAUUCACAGCGAGGUUGGCUUCAUGACCAGCAAACCUUUCCUAGAAGAUACUGGCUUUGUCGAAUUCGACAAGCCCGAGAAAGGAGAUGACUUGGUAGCCAUUGAAACUGUCGGAAAUAAUGGCCUCCAAAUUAUCGAAGAAGGAGUGGUCCGAGGCAACACUAUCAGACUCGAGCAGAAAUUCAAACGAUCCUUUUUUGGUCCUGGCCAUGGCCCAAGAGCUGCUAAACGAAUGUUCGUGUUAGUGAGACCGGACGUUAUGGAAGAGCGCGUUAUCAUCACCGAUUCCCAUGGGGUCACGAAGAAAUGGCUCAAAAGGUACAAGCGAACAUUCAACUACUUGACCGAAUUUGUACGAGAUGUAGGAAGAAAAUAACUGCCCAUCUAUUGCUAAUUGUAUAGUUGAAAUCUGUAUUGAUAGCGUACUUACCAGUUCGAAACUCCCGGAAAGGCUGAUCGUAUUUUUGACGGCAUCCUGAAAAAAAUUGAACAAAACUUGCCAUUUCUAUUCGGGUACUUGCACUUAGCGGUGUGAAAUUAUUUCGAUGCACUUGUCAGUCUCGCGGGAAUUACCAACUCUUAUAAAAACGUUUCUGGGAAAUGUAAAUCCACAAAUGCAAAAUCAAUAAAUA